This is a messenger RNA of Porites lobata, 1308 nucleotides long. The record is from the annotation of a GenBank genome assembly. Lineage: Eukaryota; Metazoa; Cnidaria; Anthozoa; Scleractinia; Poritidae.
AUGACACGAGACACAGUGCUGGCGUCAAGAGGUAACGCCAGUCGACUAACUACCAAGGACCUGGAUCUCCCGUCCACUGCUGAAAUUAAUCGGAUUGCAAUUUACAGCCACCUCACGCCGAGACUACUAGAGCUGUUACAUUCAGCGAAGGCGCACCAAAACACAUACAACUACAAAUGGUGCUGGGCAAAAGGCGCAGCAAUCUUCCUAGGCAAAACGGAUUCUUCUAUGACGAUCCGUCUGAGGUCGAUUGACAACUUAACUAAGUUAAGAAUGCGUGAACGCCCUGAAGCUUGAUCGGAGAAUCCUUGCAGCUAAGUUAAAACUACUAUUAUGUUUUAUCACAAAAAUCAUACAAAAUAUAUCCGAAAUAUUACUAUGAAAAGCUCAGGCAGGAACAAAACUACAAUGAAAUCCAUUCUAACACAAUGGUUUGUGUAGACCUUGCUCAAGCUUGCCGCGAGCGAUAUUUCCUUCAUCAUGUCACCCAGUUUAUUCACUCCAAUCGGUGAAUUUUCAAACCAUAUUUCGUCGCUAGGGAGAAAAUCAGUAGUUUGAUUAGGAUUGAGGAUUUUUUGAAAUAUUUUACAGGACAAUUUGACAUUCCAGUGCUGAACAUUUUUGGAUCACUUUCGAAGGCUUUUUCCCUUCCACGGCGACCGUGUUGAACCAGUUCACGCGAAGUAAACUUAUGAUUUUGUACGAUUUGGCAUGGACAAGUGCGCUGAAAUUCAAUUCUUGAUAGAAUUUCUUUAACCUCUCAGAGAGAACUUCUGGUGAAAGACUUUCCAAAACCUCACUUGCCAGUUUUAAUAAUUCAGUAUCGACCACAUUUAAAACUAAAAGGAAUUAAAGACAAGUGUUUGAAUUAACCCGGCUAUUACACCACGAUAAUGACGUAAUUACUCCCCUAACAGAAUAACUAGUCGAUAUUUCUCCCCCCAUAGUUUUAAGGAAAUGAAAACGAAGUUUUCAAAAGAUGAGACUAUCUCUAGCUUUUCUGUUUUUCAUAACAACGUAGUCAGCCUUAAUCGGAACCUGGAGAAUCUUCAAACGCAACUUUUGCAUGAAGUAGAUUUUCAUUUUAAUGUUAUCGGAGUUACUGAAACAAAAAUCAUCAAUGCUAAUUUACAAAUGUGCACAGCACAUAUACCUGGCUACGUAUUUGAAUAUGUUCCAACAUCUCUGGCGUCUGGGGGAGUAGGAAUGUUUAUUGAUGAAUCGCUUGAUUAUCGUAUUUUAGAAAAGACCUCUAAUGAAGCUUUUCAUGUAUUGUGGACUGAGUUCUCCUUUGUGAAUAAGAAAAAU